Orbicella faveolata is the source of this 3467-nucleotide messenger RNA. Its product is annotated as voltage-gated inwardly rectifying potassium channel KCNH6-like. Lineage: Eukaryota; Metazoa; Cnidaria; Anthozoa; Scleractinia; Merulinidae. The record is from RefSeq and is a predicted model, not a curated record. Gene Ontology annotation, cellular component: plasma membrane. Gene Ontology annotation, molecular function: inward rectifier potassium channel activity. Gene Ontology annotation, biological process: regulation of membrane potential; potassium ion transmembrane transport.
CACUUCAAAUCAUCAACUCAGAAGGCGCCCAACAUAUUACCAUAAUCCCAUCACAAAUGCUGAUAUGAAAUACUUUUGUCCUUCAAGUACCGUUACAUUAAGUUUUUAAUACUAUAUUCCGUAUGAAUGAACAAGCAAUUAAAAUAUUUAUUGCGAGUUUCACUGGGACCUCGCAGUAACAAUGAAAAACUUUGAAAUGGUCCUUUUGCCUAUGUUUACAUUCCAAGUACACAAAUUUCGCGAUAGCCAAUCAGAAGGCGGCGAUUUGGAACGAAAUACAUGUGCAAAACACAUUUGCCUUCGAGCAGUAGUAGCGGACGAUUUGGUGGGUAUAUUGUGGUUUUUCUGAUCGCUAUGCCCGUGAAAAGAGGCCUCGUGGCUCCUCAAAACAUCUUUAUUCAAACAAUUAUCAAGAAAUUCGACGGAUCACCGGACCGAAACUUUGUCCUGGGAAACGCUCAAGUGGCCGAUCUUCCCAUCAUUUACUGCAACGAUGGAUUUUGCGAGUUAACUGGAUACAGCCGGGCGGAGUUGGUACAAAAACAUUGCAGUUGCGACUUCCUUUGCGGCGAAAACACGAACGAAUUCUCGGCCAGGGAAGUGAAGGAAGCGCUAAGGGGACAGGAGGAAAAGCACGUGGAAAUCCUCUACUACAGAAAGGAUGGAACUUCAUUCUUGUGUUCCGUUCUGAUCGCACCUGUGAGGAAUGAAGAAGGGACGGCUGUGAUGUACAUUAUCAAUCAUGAGGACGUCACAUGGUCACCCGAUAGGGAUGAAGUCACUUUACCAAAAUCCUGUUUCCAGUUUCCUUUGCAAGUGAACAGAAUUCCCGCCGCCAUCAGGCGAAAGAAAAAAGAAUAUAAUGGUGCCGCCACAGACGAAGACGACAAUCAAAGCGCAAAAAGCAGCCGCGACCCCGAAACAUUUUUCACAUACACUUCCAGCGGAACCAGCGAAGUAGAGUCUCCUUCAUUUAUUCCAGUCAUGAGUGUUCAUCCCCCUACUCCCACUGGGUCAGUUCCAAGUCCGAGAGAGCACCCCUCCCCAGCGUCUUCCCCAGAGCAGCAACCCUCGCGCAAGUCGCCUCUCCUAAAAUCGUCGUCUUUGGAUGACAUGUCAAAGAUUUCAAAGAACGCUAGAGGCGAGUCAGAAUCGCUUAUUAAACCCGUGGCAUCGCCAGCUUCCAAUCCAGGAAACAUGCUGUAUAUUCCCGAACUAAAAGGUCGGCUGUCCGCCGCGGUUUCGGAGUCGUCGCUGUGGAAUUCUCGAAACAAACCUUGGCUAGAUGGAACAAAUAUGGAUUUCCGAGGUUCCACGCUUAUCGCCUCUCAGGGUCUGCAACAGCUCGUACACCCACGAAAAACGGAAAAAGUCGCUCAGGUUAUGUCCCUGGGUGCUGAUGUGCUUCCAGAAUACAAGCUCCAAGCCCCUAAAAUCCACCCGUGGACAAUACUUCACUACUCACCCUUCAAGGCAUUCUGGGACUGGCUGGUGUUGUUCCUGGUUAUUUACACGGCGAUAGUGACGCCUUACGUGGCUUCCUUCAUCUUGACGCGGGACAAACAACAGGAGGAACGCAACAAGGACCCGGAAACAAGACGGAACACGGGGCCGGUGAAUAUAUACUCCGACCCCCUGGUCAUAGUGGAUUACAUCGUGGAUGUGAUGUUUAUCGUAGACAUAUUUAUCAACUUCCGGACGACUUUCGUGGACGCUAAUGACGAGGUUGUCAGUCACCCUUGCCGUAUCGCCGUGCAUUACUGUAAGACGUGGUUUGUUAUUGACUUGGUGGCGGCGAUACCGUUUGAACUACUCAUCAUGAUCGGCAAUACUGAUCAGACAACAACGCUGAUCGGGCUCCUGAAGACAGCUCGCCUCUUGAGACUCGUCCGGGUUGCUCGCAAAUUGGAUCACUACUCGGAGUACGGCAUCUCGGUCUUGUUACUUCUGAUGUGUUCGUUCGCGUUACUUGCACACUGGCUCGCCUGCAUUUGGUACUUUAUUGGAAAUAUUGAACAUGAACUGGAAGACCCGAGCACUACGAUAGGCUGGCUGGACUCACUGGCGACGCAGAUAAAUCAACCUUAUAACAAGAGCGACUACACCAGUGGUCCGGACUUGCAGUCCAAAUAUAUAACAGCUUUGUAUUUCACGUUGAGUAGUUUGACGAGUGUUGGGUUUGGAAACGUUUCGCCGAACACCAACACCGAGAAAAUCUUCUCUAUCUGUGUUAUGUUAAUUGGAUCGUUAUUUUACGCUGCCAUAUUUGGUAAUGUUGCCGCCAUCAUAGCGAGGCUGUAUUCGACAACAUCUCGUUAUCACGCGCAGAUGCAGAAGGUGCGCGAGUUUAUCCGGUUUUACCAGAUACCCAGUCCUCUGCGGCAACGAGUCGAGGACUACGCCCAUCACGUGUGGUCUUAUACAAACGGUAUUGACAUGGAACAGGUUCUGAAACAUUUCCCCGAGUGUCUUCAAGCAGAUAUUUGUCUCCAUCUGAACGCCAGUCUGCUUCAGUCUUACCCAGCAUUCACCUCGGCUCCCCUGGGUUGUUUACGUGCUUUCGCCCUGCGCAUUAAAACCACUCACCUCCCCCCUGGGGAUUACAUCAUCUACCAGGGUGAUGAGGUGAAUCAUUUGUACUUUGUGAUACGAGGCACAGUGGAAGUGCUGAGCAGUGACGUCAUCAUGGCAAUUUUAGGUAAAGGCGACUCGUUUGGUGAAAACUUCGCUAUCGAUCCCGACAGGCCUGUAGUCAACUCUAACGCCAGCAUCCGGGCAUUAACGUAUUGUGAGCUGCGCCUUGUAACAAGAGAAGACGUGCUUCACAUCUUAAAACAGUAUCCGCUGUUCAAAGAGAACUUCAUCAAGGAUCUUGAAAUCACCUACAACUUGCGUGGAGAUGAAGCGGAAAAGGUCCGAGAGACUAUUUACACUAUUUCCAUCUAUUUUUAAAGUGUUUCGCCAGUACGACUGGUAUGGUAAAGAGACCUCCAUAACAUGGCUGGGCGACGCAACGGCACAUGCUUUAAAAAAAAUCUUGCGGCGAAAAAUUUAUUCAGUUAAAUUUCAGUUUGCGAUUAAUAUUAAAAAGUUGUUCGUGAACAGCAUUUUCCAUUACAUUCUUUAAAGGAAGUAAUGGUCAGUUUCGUUUAUCGCAGACUUUCACACCGUUCCGAGAGACCGCGAUCUUUUCGGUCCUGCUCGAGUCUGACUGGCCACCUAUCGAAAAUGAGUACUCUGCGCGUUCUUAGGAAAGAUUGUUUUUCUUGUUGCGGACCAAAAGAAUUAUGGUCCCUAGGAGGAGCGUGUUCGCGAAGAGUUUCUUUAUUCUUAUUUCUGGUCAAAAGAUUUCGUGCGCAUUCCAAGUUGUCACAUCAAGUUAAGGUUUCUGCGUGGAAUCCAUACGAUUUUGAGAGGGUAUCGAUGGGGUGAUGGCUUUUACGGUUAACGUUUGAUUGUAAUUGAUU